AUGUAUCCCGUCAUGUAUAUCCGCUACGCCUAUUUUGGCAGCGUCAUGGCGAUACAUUCUAUCCUUACCCAUCCUUGGAACAGUGCUCUUUUGGGUUCCAGUCAGACGCCAGCGUUGCAGCAUGAUAUCUCAAUAAGCGCACAUGUCGUUGUGAAUGCAGCAAGGAGUAUCAUCCUAGACACUGAUGUAAUCCAUACUGAUGUAUCGACACCGAUAUGGCUGGCAUUAUACUUCCCGCUUGUCAGUGUUAUCAAUAUUUUCAUCUAUAUCUUGAAAUACCCUGCACUUCCAACGGCACCGUCAGAUCUAGCAUUACUAGACAUCGCCACAGGUCACUUCGCCCGCUUGGAAUUUGCAUCACCCGACAUUGCGCUACCUUUUGUUAGAGAAAUCGCGAGACUGGCCCGCGCUACCAUCGAAUUCACAAAGAACACUACGCAGUCUCCGGGCUCUCUAGGGCAGGACUUAACCCUUGCGGCACCACAGACAUUUGAAAACUAUCGAUGA
Molecule: messenger RNA, 507 nt
Organism: Penicillium psychrosexuale
Lineage: Eukaryota; Fungi; Ascomycota; Eurotiomycetes; Eurotiales; Aspergillaceae
Product: transcription protein
Exons: 3
Coding region: 1-507 (168 amino acids)
Source: RefSeq, a predicted model, not a curated record